This is a messenger RNA of Carica papaya (papaya), 3551 nucleotides long. The record is from RefSeq and is a predicted model, not a curated record. Lineage: Eukaryota; Viridiplantae; Streptophyta; Magnoliopsida; Brassicales; Caricaceae.
CAUUUUCCUCUUUAGAAAGUUGCAUAGUUUAUUAGUUCGCACAAUCUCCUUCUCUCAUGUGUAACCUCUCCUUCUUUAAAUGUCCUUCUAUUUUUGGCAAACUAUAUUUUCUUCUAUCCGUUUUCACACCAAACUCAGAAGCUUUCUAAUCCAAUACAGUUACGAAUUUGGAUUUGAAUACGGAGGUAAUGAGUAAUUUCUAUUAUUGGUCUCUCGUUUAUUAUCAACGUAUUUUGGGAUAUAUCAUUCUUAUUUACCUUUUGGUAUCCUUUUUUUGAGACCUUUUAGCAAAUACCUGAGUUGUUUUCCUCUUCGUGUUCUUUUUUGCAACCGGAGUAAUUUAGUGUUACGCACAAAGAAGGUUGAAAUAUGUUCAGGUUGUGAAGGAGAGGUGGUUUGUACAAGUGUUGGGGUCUUAGAGGAAUUCGUCACCUGGUUAUUCAUGAAAUCAAGGAUCAAGAGCAUGUGAGGGGAGAAGAUUUCCAGAAUCUGUGUUAUCUACGCUGUGGUUGCUUUAACAAGGUUGGCAUAUUCGUUUUCUUACAGAAUCUUUCUGAAUAAGUGAAGGAAUGCUUUUAUGCUAUGUAAUUUAGUGCAGAGUGGUGGUUUAAUGGGUGGAAAAAAAUGGAUAGGAAGGGAGAGGGGCUAGGUGUCGUAGAAAGAGACGGAAAAGAAGAUGAACUAGGUGUCAUAAAAGAGAACAUGAAAGAGGAGGAGCUAGGAGUUGUAGAAACGGACAUAGAGGAAGACGAGGUAGGUGUUGUAGAAAGUGACACAAAAGAAAAAGAGCCAAGUGAUUUGGAGACAAACACGAAAAAAGAGUUUAGUAUUGUAAAAAGUGAUCCAAAAGAAGUAGAGCCAAGUGUUCUAGAAAGUGAUAUAAAAGAAGACGAGUCAAGUGAUUUCCAAACAGAGCCAAAACCAGAUAAAUUAAGUAUAUUGGAUUUGGACGAGAAAGAGGAUGAGUUACCUGUUGCGGAAAGGCAUACAAAAGAAGAUGAACCAAGUGUUGUAGAAAGAGAUAUGAAAGAAGAUGAGAUAGGUGCUUUUGGAACAGACACAAAAAGAGAUGAAUUAGGUGUUGUAGAAAGGGUGCCGGAAGAAGGCAGGCCAAGUGUUUUAGAAACGCAUACAAAAGAAGUUGGGCUUAGUUCUUUAGAAACAGACGCAAAAGAAGAUGAGUUAAGUGCGUUGGAAAUAAACAUCAAAGAAGCUGACUUGAGUGUUGUAGAAAGGGAUCAGAAUGUAGGUGAACUAAGCAUUUUGGAAAAGGAUACAAAAGACAGUGAGCCAAGUGCUUUGGAAACAAACACGAAAAAAGACAAACCAAGUGCUGCCGAAAGGGAUCUGAAAGAAGACAGGACAAUUGUUCUUGAAACGUAUACAAAAGAAGAUGAGCUAAGUUCUUUAGAAACAGACAGAAAAGAAGAUGAGUUAAGUGCAUUGGAACUAAACAUCAAAGAUGACGACUUAAGUGUUGUAAAAAGGGAUCAGAAAGAAGAUGAGCUAAGUGUUUCCGAAAGGGAUACAAAAGAUAAUGAGCCAACUUCUUUGGAAAAGAGCACGAUAGAGGAUGAGUCAAUCGCGUCAGAAGCUGGCAUAAAAGAAGAUGAAUUGGGUGUUUUAAAAAGGGAUCUGAAAGAAGAUGAAUUAAGUGACUUUGAAAGGGAUAGAACAGAAAGUAACCUUGGUGUGGAUACAAAAGAAGAUGAUGUAAUCGUUAACAAAAUGGAUAUGAAAGAGGAUACAGAAGCAGAAGAAGAUCAUCCAUCUUCUUCACACGAGGUUUUACAGCAAUUCUCGGAGGAGGCAGUUAGAGUGGCCGGAGAAGAGCUGCAAAGUGUGUGCUCCAGCAGUGCAAGCUUACCACCAGGAGGGCCUGGACACAGGCGCUGCCGAAGUGAAAUUGGCACUUUGGGACACAAACGUGGUGGUAGCUUUCAGAAAUUGAGAACCCAAGUGCAAAAGGCUUGGCGGUGGGGUAGCAAUUCACGGGAAGAAGGUGGCCCUCCAAGUUUCAACCCCGAGGUCUUGGCGAACCAAAAGCGCCAGUGGUACCAGCUUCACUCCAAGACUAUGGACCACACGAAGUAUAAGGAGCCUACCUCGCUCUUCGAACACUUUAUUAUUGUCGGGCUUCAUCCAGAAGCUAAUUUGGAAGCUGUGGAGGAAGCAUUUGCUAAAAGGAAGAAAUGGGAAAUGCAGAUGGCUAGAUCUGAAAUGAUAGAUUUCAAAAUGCUGCAGCAUCGUGGGCCUUCACUUCCGAUGUUGGAACCUCAGAUACUCUUUAAAUAUCCUCCUGGAAAGAAGUUAGCCGUUCGUUCCAAAGAUUUAGCAGCUUUCUGUUUCCCUGGAGGUGUCAAGGCAUGGCUGCUGGAACGAACGCCGUCACUUAGUGAUCUAAAUGAGCUUGUCUAUGGACAGGAGCACUUAGGAAAAGAUGAUUCAUCAUUUAUAUUUUCUCUCAAGGUAAGUUCCACUUUUUUCAUAUCAUCCAACUAUUGGGCCUCUGCAUGUGCAUUUGGUUAUUGCCUUUAUAAACUUGUUAAUGCACUUGCAUCUACCACCUUUUAUAAUGUGUGUUACAUGUGUUCUAUGUAUGUCUGGUUUUUGGUACUAUCAGUUUUUCUUCAUCAUGCUAUAUUCUUGAUUCUCCAUUUUCAGGUUCUACCAGGAAGGAUGCUUGAGUUUCUUGAUGCACCAGUUCCAUUUAUUGUUGGUAUACAAAAUAAGCCUGCUGAUUUGAAGAUAAAAUCAUCUAGUGUUGUUCAAGUUAAUGUGCUUAAGGACCAGGUGAAAAUGUAUUAUUUACCAGCACUGCCGCGAUAUAAAGAACUUAUUUCUCAGCUCAGGCCAAUCCAUGCUAGACUUUCAUGCGAGAGCUCUACUGCUAAAAGGCAUCCAGUAUAUAGGUGUAAUGAGGUGCAGGCUGAAGCUGCAAUGCAAUUUCUGGACGCCAUGAGGCAUUACCUGGAGUCUAUUUGUUCUGAUUUAAGAUCUCAUACAAUAACCAGCGUGCAAUCCAACAAUGACAGAGUUUCCUUACUUCUUAAAGAUAGCUUCAUUGAUUCUUUCCCUAUCAGGGACCGAGCAUUCAUUAAGUUAUUUGUAGACACACAGCUGUUCACUGUUCUAUCAGACUCUCGUUUGUCAAGCUUUGAGAACGAACCCUUCUAACCUAAUCCCUGCUAACAACAAUGUCAGCCAUCUGUUUCCAAUCCUGAAGUGCAGAAGCUGAUAAAAGCGAUAGAAAAUAACAGGAAACAACCUUCUUUAGUCGUCUGCAAUAACACUACAAAAUGUCGCUAAUGGCAAUGUUUUUGUAGUCCUCAACUGUGAAUUAUGCAGCUAAAGAUCUCAGGAAAUGAAUUUUGUAACAUAAGGAGAGGCAAUUGCUGAUGCCUUGCAUCAAGGAUAUUUGCAUUCUAGUACUUUUCACGAACAAUCAUCAUCCCAAUAUUUUAUCGGGGAUGUGAUUGAGGGUUCUCAAACUAUUCUGUCUCCUCUUAUUGUAAAUGUCAACAGUUCAAAUAAAAAUCUGAAGUUCCACA